This is a messenger RNA of Paramecium primaurelia, 2367 nucleotides long. Lineage: Eukaryota; Ciliophora; Oligohymenophorea; Peniculida; Parameciidae. The record is from the annotation of a GenBank genome assembly.
AUGAAUAUAAUAUAAUUUAAAACAGUGACAUCGUGGAUUGUUUUGGUUUUAUCAAUAAUAGGAGUGUUACUUUCAUUGUUUUACAUAUACACCUUCUUUAGGAUCAAAAAACUACAUAAGAGUCCAGGUGAUAUAUAUUUUGGAAUGUGUUUAGGAGAAAUGGUUAUGAUGUUGCACUAGUAAGUAAAAAUCAAAUUUAUUAGUAUGACAGAUUCUAUAGUAUUUAUUAUAAGUGAUAGUAAAUAUAAUACUAGUGCAUUAUGUUUUAUUAAUAUUGUGGCUUUCACUUUUUCUGUCAUACUUAUUUAUUCAUAUACAAUUUAAUUGUAUAUGCAUAUGAUUGUAAGACUCAUCUUUACACUUCAAGCGAAAAAAAUCAAUAAAUGGUAAGGACAUUUAGCAACUUGGUUAAUUUCAAUGCUUUAUGCAGUUAUUUCUCUAGUAUCUUUUUAAGAAAGUGCUUGUGGAGUCACUCUCUCAUCUACUGCACCAUUUACUUUUAUAAUUUUAUUGUUGAGCUUUUUCGCCAUGGCAAUUACUACUAGACAAUAUAUCAAAUAAGAAUGUACUACCCAUUCAAAUGUAUUACUUUAGCAUUAUCCAAUAGAGUAAACUUUAAAAGGAGGGUUAAAAUUUUAUGUAUUACAUAACCAGAUUAUUUAUUGCUUAAUCUUUAAUAAUGACUAGUUUCAUUACCUUUGCUAUGGUUGCUUAUCUUUUUAGUUAAAUAAAGUAAUUAGAGAAUUGUUCUCUUAACGAUAGUGAUACAGCUUGGUUGGUUAUACUUGGUUUUUUUGCUUAGAUUUCUGCUGUUGUAUAUCCUAUUGUUAUUCCUUUAAUAAGAUUAUUUGAUCCAUUUAUAUUCAAGCAUUUGAAGAAAUAUUAUCAUCCUGAUCGAUUUCACUUAGAAUCAAGAGAUAUUUCAAUGAUUCAACAAUCAUUUGAAGAAACAAGUUUGUAAUUAUUUAGAUAUUCUAUUAUUUAUAGAUAAUAAAAGAAAAUUAGUCUUGAUGGACUUAGUUAAUCCUUAAUUGAACAAAAUUCAUUUCAUGUUUCAUAAGAGUUUGCAUCUUUUAGAAAACCUUUUACAUAAUCUGAUUAUAUAAGAUCAAAUACUGCUAUUUCAAAUGGAAGAAGUAGAUAACUUACAAUGUAAAAUAAAUAAGAAGAUCCAUUUAUUCAUUAACUUACAAAUCAAUUAAGAAGUGAAAUUAUUAAAAGAAUUCUAGCCUUAAUAUUAAUUCAAGAACAUGAUAAAAUUAAAGCUAUAAACUAAAAUAAAUGUUUUAAAAAGAUUUUAAGACAUCAAGCAAAUUAAGACUAUGAUGAUUAAGUUGUCUUUACUGUAAAUGAUAUGUUUUUGAAAGAACAUUUUAAAGAUUAAUUCAAAAUUUAGAAUAAAAAAUUUAAAAUGAUUUCAUAUGCUCCUGUCAUAUUUGAUAUUCUUACGUAAUAAUAUUUUUAUUAUAUAUUAGUAAGGAAGAUUAAGAAAAUUUGGAUCUAUUAAAUUGUUUUGAUCUUGAAACUAAUCAAGAAUAAAUAAGAGAAUGUGCUUAAACUACUGGUGGAAAAUCUGGGGAAUUCUUUUUCUUUAAUCAUAAUAAUAAAAUACUCUUAAAAACAAUUAGCAUGUCUGAAUUGCAAAUAUUAUUAGAGAUGAUUGAAUAGUAUUUUUGGCAUUGCACUAAUAAUCCUAAUACAUUAAUUGCUAAGAUUUUAGGAAUAUAUACAUUUGAAGGAUUUGAAAUUGGAAGAAUUUCUAUGAUUCUAAUGAAAAAUAUUGGUAAAAUUAACAAAAUGGCCAUUAAACGAAUUUUUGAUUUAAAAGGAUCCAGUUAUGACAGAGAAGUCAUUAAAACAAUUAAACCAUCUGGUGAAUUAAAUUCUUAAUAAUUGGAAACUAUCAUAACAAAAGAUAAAGUAUUGAAAGAUUUAGAUUUCUUAAAAUUAGAAAAAUAAAUACAUAUAAGUCCUGAAUUUUGUACCUCAAUUUAUGAAUAAUUAGAAAUUGAUACAUUAUUUUUAAAGUCAUUAGGUUUUAUGGAUUAUUCUUUAUGUAUUAUGAUUGUUGAUUGGUUUAGUUUUUAUGAAUCUUAACUUUAUCAUGAAAUAUAAGAUGAAGAAGUUAUUAAUAAGAUAAUUGGAUAAAAAUUAAUAAGAUUACAACAUUGUUAUCCUAGUACAAUAUAAAAAGGAUAAUAUUAUCAUAUAGGUAUUAUUGACUAUCUUUAAAAAUAUAAUUUGUAAAAAAUUACUGAAAAAUACGCUAAAAAGUUUUUAAAAUUAGAUUCAAAUUUAGACACAUCCUCAUAAAACCCUUAUGAAUAUAGGAAGAGAUUCUUGACUUUUAUGAAGAGAAUAUUAUGA